This is a messenger RNA of Peniophora sp. CBMAI 1063, 1986 nucleotides long. The record is from the annotation of a GenBank genome assembly. NCBI's taxonomy places the organism in Eukaryota, Fungi, Basidiomycota, Agaricomycetes, Russulales, Peniophoraceae.
AUGAUCUACUUGAGGACGUCCGCAAACGAGCUCGAGCGCUCGGGGGGGUCAGAGAAGGGUGACUCACCCAGUGAUCUCUCUGCAUCGAGCUCGAGCUUUACUCUACCCUCUAAGACGUCGUCCCCUCGUGCCGGAACAUGGAAGACGCACGUCAUUAUGAUAGGCGUUCUCCUCACUGCAUCGGCGACAUGCAUUGGCCAUCAUCUCUUCCUAAGCGUGCUCGAUAGGAGAGACAUCGACGACUUCGCUAUAUCGCAAACGUGGGUUCGGGACAUUGGCAACGCCCUAGCAGGAUUGGUCCAGAUGCUCCUGCAAGUGUCUGUCGGUAUUGCCUUGACGCAGAGUAUAUGGCUGUACAUCCGUAGGAACGACGUCACCUUGAAUAACCUCGACGUCCUCUUUUCACUCCCGUCUUACUCCGUUCUUCCGUCCACACUGUUCACAAGCAGCGUGCUCUAUGUUCUCUUCCUGGCUGGAAUCAUACAAACGCUUUCCCUUGUCGGUAUCUUCGCGCCCAACGCACUAUCAGUCGCAUCUGCCGACCCUAUCGAGAUCAGCUUGCGCGUUCCUGACCCGUCGCUCGACCGCAUAGCCGCGACUGCCAGUUCCUACUUCUUUUUGGAAUACAUUGGCGCCAAUUCAACCGAUCAUUCACAAGACUCGCUGCGCUUCAUCUACAUGAAUCCGUCCGCCAGCUUCCAAAGACUUGCCAGAAGCGUUCUGGAUGGCGGCAAUAUUCUAUCUUGGGCUCCACCCCAAGGAUGUGGCCGAAGUUGCAGUUAUGACAUUGCCUUCGGGGGUCCAGUUCUUAGAUGCACGGAUAUCCCCCAAUCUUCCAUAGGCGUGCUCGAUGUGAAUCUCACCAACGCCAUUACCCCCUCUUCGGAUCCUAUCAUGCACCCCGUUGACUCCGACCCAUCCCACUUUUUGGGCACGGCAUACGUCUACAAUGCCACGAGCACAUUCUUGAAUGACACAAGCUUGGCCGGGAAUGCCUAUUACGCGGCCUUGGAGCCACCGCUACACGACACGAAGGCUUUGACCGUCGAUGUCGUUUACGCGACAGACGAGUUCAGUCUGCCGGUUGAUCCGGAGUAUCCCCUCAUUUACCACAACACGACGGGAUUCUCUUGUGGCUUUUUCAACGCCACAUACGCCGCUUCGGUCAGCUACAUGAACGGCAGCCAGACUACCUCUGUUCGUGUUGUGCAGUACGGCGCGCCGCUCGAGACACUGUCCCAGUCAGACGUCCUCGCGGGCAAGAAUGCAUCAGACAUCAAUGGAGCCAGCCCCGAGCUCUUGACCACUUACGCUUCUCUAAGUCUGGUCGGCGCCAUGUCGCAGUACCUUUAUGGAACCCUCAGCUUCGACUUCGACUCCACCAGUUCAUUUCUACUGGUGCCUACGUACACCAGCGUCCUUAGUUCCGUCUUCACUACACAAGCGAGCUUUGAGAAGGACAAUGGUGGGAGCUCCAACACGCUCGCACUUUCCCUCGCUUCGACAUCGUACGAUAACCUAGGCCGACAGCUGGAGGACGCCUGUACAAACUUGACCGCAUCGCUGAUGUCAGACACGGCCAAUCUCGGACUCUACACCGAAGUGCAAGCACUCGUGACACCGGACUUCAACAUGUACAGGUACAAAGCGUCUCGCUUGUGGCUUGUAUAUGGCAUAGCCCUGAUGUGCGCACUUUUGGCCAACCUGUACGGGGCAUUCUGCAUCGUCAGGAACGGCAGAGCAUUGCAGCGCACGUUCUCUUCCAUCGCCGCGGCUGUGCGGAACCGCGAUCUAGACGCGCUCCUCAACGAUACUGGAGAGCCGUUAUCCGUUCACGCAGACAGGGUUUGGUUGCGGUACCGUGCAGGCGGGUUCACGCAAAGCAAGCCGGCUGGUUUUGCGAUUGCCGGGAGUAGCAAAGAUGAAGAGAACAAAGAGAUGUCUGAGACCGUUGCGUUGACCGACGAGCUGGAAGCGCGUUUUUGA